Molecule: messenger RNA, 2234 nt
Organism: Panicum virgatum (switchgrass)
Lineage: Eukaryota; Viridiplantae; Streptophyta; Magnoliopsida; Poales; Poaceae
Product: probable ATP-dependent RNA helicase ddx5
Exons: 6
Coding region: 102-1676 (524 amino acids)
Biological process (GO): cytoplasmic stress granule assembly; P-body assembly
Cellular component (GO): P-body; cytoplasmic stress granule
Molecular function (GO): ATP binding; mRNA binding
Source: RefSeq, a predicted model, not a curated record
CACAACCGCCGGUUGGCCGCACAAGCGCUGGCGUCUCCUCCCCUCCCGGCGGCUGCCGUUUCCGUUCGACUCGCCGGAGCGGACCAGCCGUCGAAGCCUAGAUGGCGAAGGGCGAUGAUGCGUUGGCGCGGAAGCGCAACCGGGUGCGCCGCAAGCGCCUGCGCAGCAGCGAGAACGCUGUCUCCGCGCGGGUCGCGGCAAUCAUCGCCUCCAAGCGCCGCCGCAAGUCCGGGAAGCGCCGCGGCUGCGAGGGCAUGUGCUUCUCGCUCCCCACGCCCGAAGACCCCUUCAACGAGCGCCACGGGAAGAAGCGCAAGGACGAGGAGCCGACCGACGACACUGCUGACGCCGCCGUCGUGGCCAAGGACGACAACCCCAAGAAGGACGGGAACACUAAAAAGCGGCAGCCGGCCAAGGUCGGGACUAAGACCAAGUCGAAGGCCAUACGCGAGGGCGCGACGGAAACGAAAGAGGGCGGCCGUGUGGACUUUGACCGGCCGUCCAAGUUCCUGGUAGUCUGCCUUAACGCCAUCCGGGAUGCUGUAGCGCCCGAGGACGGCGGCGGCAGCAUCCAUGGCGCCGGCGACUGGGGCGUGGAGCUCUGGAGGUGCUGCUGCGCCCCGGCGCCGACCGACGUGCUCGAUACUAGCGGCUCGUGCGCCACGCUGGAACAGACAGCGUGGCUCGUCUCCACCGCCUGCGACAUCGUCGCCAGAAAGGAGAGGCUUGGGAUGGUCGUCUCCUGCCCCUUCCUGCUAUACCUCGUCCCGUCCCAGGAAAAGGCCGCGCGAGUGCGAUCAAUAUGCAAACCCCUGAAGCCUCUUGGGAUUCAUUCAGUGAGCUUGCAUCCUGGCGCUUCCAUUGAGCACCAGAUCUCUGGACUGAAAACUUGUGAGCCAGAGUUUCUUAUAGCUACCCCUGAGAGGCUUCUUGAACUUGUGUCAUUAAGGGCAAUUGACAUAUCAGGUGUAUCAAUGAUGGUCAUUGACGGAUUGAAAUAUUUCCUGGACCUUAGUGUCAGUGACAAAAUCUUUUCUAUUAGAGAUGCCAUAUCAAGCAAUCUUCAGAUAACUAUCUUCACUGACCCAUCUGACCAAAGUGUCGCAACUAUGGCUAAAAAUCUUCUCCGUGGAAGAAUUACAAAGCUCUCGAUCGACGAUUCUGUUUCUUCUCGAAGUGCUUUUGUAAUGCAGCAUGUACACUUCUGUCCGUCGGAGGAGCUGAAAACAUCGAAGGUCAAGGAAAUUCUAGAGCUGAUUUUGCAUAGUCAUGCUAAAAAGUCAUCAAAGGUUCUGGUAGUAGCUGCAAGCAAUCAAAAUGCACAGCACCUAUCAUCAUCACUUAAACUGGAAAAUUGCACAGUGACUGAUGACGCACAUAGCAACUCUUUUACCAUAUGCAGCAGUGUGGGGCUGAUGAAUGUACAUGUUAAAGACCGGGAGAACAUGGUGCUGACAGAUGUAGAGGAAUUUGAGACUGUGUUGGUGGUUGAUCUGCCUCCUUCAGUCGAUGAAUACAUUGAGAUCCUCACUGGGGUUGCUCGUCAGAUGAUUGGAGGGGAGGUCCAUAGUAUCUUCUGUAGCACUGAUGCUCCAGUUGCGAAACCUUUGGCUGAGCUUCUUGCAAACUGCAGGCAGGUGGUGCCUGAAUUUCUCAAAAAAUUGGAGUCUUCAUAGCAGACUUGAUUACCAUAUGGGAGUAGCCAGAUUAUAUCCUGGUGAUUCCGGUUAGUCGCUGUGAAAGGGUGUCUGGCCGGAUUGGUUAGGUGGCCUCAGUAGCAUUCCUAAGGUCCUGGGUUCGACUCCCGGUGGGAGCGAAUUUCGGGCUGAGGUUAAAAAAAUCCCCUCGUCUGCCCACACGCCAAAGCACAUGGAAAUAGGUCCCGGCUCACCCCGGCCCGCUCUCACACGGGUUACGGUAUGGGUUACGGCGCCCUGUGUAAGGGUGGGGGCAGGGGUUCGGGGGUUUUCUCGGCCUGCGUGAGAGGUCCUUCUUCUUACAUUAAUGCCCGAGGGGCGACUUGCCCCUCGCGGGUCGAGUUUUUUUAUUCGGGUUAGUCGCUGCCAUUCCCGCUUCUUGUCACCAGUCAAUUUUGUCAUUCCUGGAUGUAGUUCAUUUGUAAUUGUAAGCACGACAAUGAUAUUCAGGCCUCUGCCUUGAAUACUACACUACCACUACUAGCUCUUGUUGUGAAAUGUGAAUGCCUUGAAGACCAUUUUCUGGUACUGGAAGAA